Paramacrobiotus metropolitanus is the source of this 1579-nucleotide messenger RNA. Its product is annotated as heat shock protein beta-6-like. The transcript has 2 exons. Gene Ontology annotation, molecular function: protein folding chaperone. NCBI's taxonomy places the organism in Eukaryota, Metazoa, Tardigrada, Eutardigrada, Parachela, Macrobiotidae. Gene Ontology annotation, biological process: protein refolding; response to heat. The coding region runs from base 534 to 1196 and encodes 220 amino acids. The record is from RefSeq and is a predicted model, not a curated record.
GUAAAUCGUCUACCAUCGGAAGCGAAUCGAUUAAUUUUGCCGCUGCCAGUCGUACGUUACGGGAUGCAGAGGGCGCAGUGGCGCUAGUUCUCGCUUAACUUCCGGCUAUCGCACAUCGACUCGCCGUCUGCAGUCCGGUUGGUGCGGUGCUGACCAGCGGAAACGGCGUCUGCCUCACUGCAUUCCACUUGACAGCGCUGACUGCGCAUUUAUAACACGGGUGCACGGCAUCAAGCCAAAGACAUCACACUGAACAUUUCCCAGACAUUUUCGACGACUUGAUAUGAUGCGGAGAGCGCUUAUAUAUCCGGGAUAUUCUCGUCUCAUGUUAUGACUUGUAGAUUGAACAUUUUUUCUCCCCGUUAUAUCAUCGAUCAUUGGGGACUGAUUCAGCCAAGUGUUUGUCUGGACACAAGUGGAUAGAUCACCACGGGAUCAUAUACACAGGGUUAUAAUCCCCCUUAAUACGUCCCUGAUUUUCAAAGGAUUCAACUUCCUCCACGGGCCGUUCUUGUGCUGGAUAAUUUUACAGCAUGGAGCGCGUUGAAGAGUACCGUUCCAGCAGCAACAUGUCCCAUCAGAGUGAGGUGCGUGUGCCCAUUUUCAAGCGCGAAACCAGCGUCGUGGAGAAGGAGUUCGGGUCUAUUCGCGAGCGUUUUGAUGAGGAAAUGCGCAAGAUGGAAGACGAGAUGAACCGGUUGCGUGGCGAGAUAUUAGAGGGCAAUAAACGCCUGGAAUCCUCCUUCAAGGAAACCCGAUCCACCACCACGCGCACCACCUCAUCGCGGUCGAAUUUUGGUGACGGGAUGAGCGGAACGGAGCCGGGCAGUGAGUAUCGAACGGAGCUGAAGCAGUGGAUGGACAAUCUGGACAGCCCGCUCAUCUCCGGCCACCAGGAUAUCGCCGGUGAAGACGGCAAAUGCCUGCGUCUGCGCUUCGACGUCAGCGAGUACCGACCGGAAGAGAUCUCUGUCAAGACGGUGGACAGUAAGCUAAAAGUACACGCUAAACACGAGCAGAAGGGCGACGGGAAAUCGGUGUACCGCGAGUACAACCGGGAAUUCCUGCUGCCCAAGGGCACCGACCCGGAGCUCAUCCGCUCCACCCUGUCCAAAGACGGCAUUCUGACGGUGGAGGCGCCCCUUCCGGCGCUCCCCGGCCCCUCCGAGCACCGAAUUCCCAUCACCAACUUUUGAAGACAUUUAUGAGAACGGAAUGAGAUGGCAUACGGUUGACGUGGUUCCGGUUUGUACAGGUGUUUUUCGAAAGUGCUGUGUUUUUUCUCUUCGGUUGAUUGGUGGUUUUUUUGGAGAAGAAUUUUUCCUCACGUUAUUAUUUUCAUACCGAAAGGUCUCGGGCCCGUUCUCGCGAGAGUCGCGAGGAAAUGAUGCGAAGAAAAGAGGCGGCUUACAAUCUCAUGGUUUUUUCUCGGCAAAUUGCCGACUUCAUUAAUCUGGUAAAACGGUUUUUGGUUGUUGUACGUACCCUGAGCGGUAACACACGUUUUUGCUUUUUUUCCUUCCUUGAGGCUGUUCAAUAUUGAUUGAUUGUACGUAAUUAAAGCAAACUGUUUGUUGAA